AUGUAUUAUUAUGAACCAAUGAUAAUAAGAGAUCUUUAUAAGAUUAAUCUGAUAAAUUUAGAUAGUUACACUGAAUGUUUUGAUAUGAAUUACUACCUAAAAUAUCUCCAAUCAGUUGAUUGUAAUCAGAUGGUAGUUAAGUCAAAACUAAGUGCUAAUAAAAAUUUAGGAUUCUGUUUAGGACAUAUAAAAACACAAGCUUGUUCUGGUUUCAUGAACACUAUUGGCCUAUUUGAUACUUUCAGUAAAAGUCCACAUUAUCAUAUUUCAUGUAUUACUAUUGAACCAUCAUUUAGAAGACUAAAAUUAGCACAAGAGUUAAUGAAAUUAAUGGAACAGAAUGGCAAAAUCUUAAUUAAUACUUAUAUUGAUCUCUAUGUACGAAGUACUAACGCUAAGGCUUUGGUAUUUUAUAGAAAAUUAAACUAUAAAAUAAACAACAAAGUAAAAAACUAUUACUCUGAUCCUAGUGAUGAUGCCUUUGUUAUGAGAAAAGACUUUUAA
Messenger RNA from Hepatospora eriocheir, 504 nucleotides. NCBI's taxonomy places the organism in Eukaryota, Fungi, Microsporidia, Hepatosporidae. The record is from the annotation of a GenBank genome assembly.